UUUUAUGAAUUAUGCAAAUUUGAGCAGUUGUUCCCCUCCUCGGAUGAGAAGCUAGAUUCAGGAUAGCCGAGGAGUUUUGUUGUUCUUUAUAAAGUAUAUAUGUUUUUUUUUGUCGUUGCUACUUAAUAUAUCAGACGAGAAUGACUUGUUUUGCUUUGCGUGAUUAGAUGGCGGCGCUGCAUCUCUGAAUUAGGAUGUUAUAGGCCAGGAAGUUAUGAAAAGCCGGUAGUGUUUAAGUGCAGCGAACAGUUUCGCCGGUCGGGGCUGCUCUUUGUCUGACACAGAGAGUAGUCAACGCGUGCUCUUUUGUUUGGGGGUUUGUCAUUGUUUAACUGCAAACGGGCGAGCUUAGCUCUCGUUUAGGCCUCCCGAGGUUGAAAUAUUUGUUUUGAAACAUGCACCACAUGAAGAAAUAUUUCACCGAGGGGCUCAUUCAGUUCACGAUUCUGCUGAGUUUGAUAGGAGUUCGCGUGGAUGUCGACACCUAUUUGAGCGGCUACUUCUCGCCGUUGAUAGAAACAGACGGAGGGCCGAGCUCGGCUUUCAUACAGACCCCGUUUCACCACUACCGGGACACAGCGGCGGGCCAUCAAGUGCAUCCGAAAUGUCCCGAGCUGGACUAUUUUUUCACCAGCCGCAGGCUCUUGAAUGAAGUGCGUGCGCUCGGGUCCCCGGGCCGCUUCCCCACGCGUGUCAGCGCAUGGCUGGUGCACCUGGUGCCUGAUGAUGGCUCGGAUGCAGGUGAGCCACACGACCUGUCAGGGGACCCUGGUGACGAGGAGAUAAAUCCCGAAAAUCACCGGGAAGAGGAUGAUGAGCACAGGGCUGGAGAGGGCUUCGGUCUGUCAGUUUCUCAGGACCUCACUGUUUCCAGGCCUUGCUGUGCAGCUGGGGAACUUUCCAAAGAGGAAACUUUACUAGACCAAGUGAAUGAGGAGGAGGUGAAAGACGAGAGAGAGCAGGAAGAAACCAGCCCCGCUACGCUGAAUCAGCUGACUCAGAGUUUUGCGUUAGAACAGGAGGAUUUGCUGGGAAGUAGUACCCUUCCUCCACCUCUUUCUGGGCUUGAGCUUCCUCCACAAUGGCAUGACUUCCUCUCUGAAUUUGAUGAUUUUGACUCCAUAGUCCCCCAACACAUGUCAGACUUAGAAGCUGAACUUCCUAAUCCCAUCAGCUAUGACGUAAGCCUUCAAGAUGCAAUGGUAACCGGAGGAGAUUCAGCUAAUAGCAGGCCUGCAUCUUCCCGAACACCCCUCUUCCGUCUGGAGUCCACAAACUCUUCUCACUCAGACCCGUCUCAGAGCUCAGCAGGGGCUCUUCCUUCAUUGCUCUUCUCUUUGUCAGGGAACAGCUCUCGUAAUGAAACCUCCCCUUCACAGAUGGGAGGCUAUCUAGAUGAGGCUGUUUUUGACCACAUCAAUAUGUUGGAUUUAGGUAAUCUUGGGACAAUUGACCCUCAGAUGCUGGACGGCAUGCAAGGGGACAUGGACACUCCAUGGCCUGAGGAUUCAGACUCUGGCCUGUCUUUGGAGAGCAGUUCAAGGAGCCCCGCAUCCCCGUCUACAUCAUCUGAUUCAUUUUGUGAGGAUGAAGGUGGAGCUACAGGCUACAGCAGUGAAGUGGAGUCUCUUUCAUCAAAAGGCGGAGCUUGUGCAGCCGCUUACCGUGAUUGGUCACCUGUAAACCUUGUAGAAAACAUCUGGCAUGACCAUUCCUAUUCAACUCCGCAGGCGCAAAAUUCUACACCAUCUAGCUGGUUCACAGCAAUCAAACAGGAAGUGAUGAGCGAAGAUGAGGCUGAACCAGAAGAGGUGAGUCGUGACGAACAUCGGGUGCAGGCAUUGGGUCUUCCAUUUUCAGCUUUUGAGAUUGUCAACAUGCCUGUAGAAAACUUCCUGGAGCUGCUGGACAGCCAGAAUCUGUCAGGAUCAGAAGUCUCGCUCUUGCGCGACGUGCGCAGACGAGGUAAAAACAAGCUUGCCGCGCAGAAUUGCCGCAAGAGGAAGCUCGACGCAAUCCUGACCCUGCAGGGUGAGGUCGAGGGCCUGUCGGUGCAGCGGGAUGCUCUCCUGCGCCAGAGAUCCCACACAGCCAAAGCACUUUCUGCUGCUGCAGAGCGGUUCGAAACGCUCUCGCGGACUGUAUUGGGCCAACUUCGGGAUGAAUAUGGACAUCCUCUGAACCCUGAGCACUACACACUGCACUGCAGUGCUAACGGACGGGUGAUGGUUCAGCCUCGCACAAACACAACAUCACGGACAAUGACAAGUAGCAAGAUGAUGAAAAGAAAGAAGGACAAGAAACCCUAAAGACUUUUUGAGUGUGUGUGUGUG
Messenger RNA from Cyprinus carpio (common carp), 2333 nucleotides. Its product is annotated as endoplasmic reticulum membrane sensor NFE2L1-like. Lineage: Eukaryota; Metazoa; Chordata; Actinopteri; Cypriniformes; Cyprinidae. Gene Ontology annotation, biological process: regulation of transcription by RNA polymerase II. Gene Ontology annotation, molecular function: DNA-binding transcription factor activity, RNA polymerase II-specific; RNA polymerase II cis-regulatory region sequence-specific DNA binding. The record is from RefSeq and is a predicted model, not a curated record. Gene Ontology annotation, cellular component: nucleus.